GAAUGAAAAAUCACUCUUGUCCUGGUUCAUUUGCAGGUAUAGGUAGUGUGUAAUUAACGUACUACUGCUAUUACUGCGGUAUUAUCGGUAGUUUGAUAUGAUAGGCUUUAAAAAUAAUAUUUGUUUAAAUGCCAUAACCCAUUGCUACUCCAACUACUAUUAUCUGCUACCGUUGUAGUUUGAAUAUUAAUAUUAUAGGCGGAGCUAUGGGCCGCCAUUGAAAAGCAGACGACACGAUAGUCGUGCAGAGUGUAGCAAGGCGUAAGGCAGACGACAUCACGAAACACUAAAUCGGAAGACGAAAGGAAAUUUUGAUGAGAAAUAUUGUAAGGAAUUCCUCCGUUUAUCUUUUACAGUUUGGUGAGAAAAAAGCAAGCAAAAAAGGCAAGAAAAAAAAAGAGCUUUGUUUUUUUGAGUGAAAAUUUAGAGCUGGGGUGAAAAUUCAGUGUUUUCUCCCUUCGCUUGAUUCCGUUGUAAAGGUGAAGGUCGUGUGGUGCUGAGGAUGCGGGGCCUAAAGAUGGCGGAAUUACAGUUUGAGGCUCCUUUGGCCACAUUUGAAAGUGAUGAAUGGAAUGAUUUUAACGAUUUUCAAACAGUUACAGAGGUAGAAAACUCUAACAAGAACCCUAAGCCUUCGAAAGGAACAAAUGAAAAAAAUGACAAUAACUUAGUAGCUGAGAAUCACUUCGGGGAAACAGUGUCAGGAUCACUCGAAGACUUGGUUAAUACAUUCGAUGAAAAAAUUACGAAAUGCUUUUGUAAUUUCGAAGAAAAAGUUGAAAAAUUCGCCCCUGUUCAAAUUCGAACACAAGAGGAAAUUAUGAAUGAUUGCCAAAUGUGGUGGACAAUUACAGGAAACUUUGGUAACUUACUUCCAAUAGAUUGGUCUAAAUCAUAUGCAAGGCAACUGCAUACAAGAGCCUUAAAUCUUUCAGAAAAGAAAGAAACAGAGACAACUGAUCUGGAUUUACCUGAUGACGAUGAACUGGCAGAAGCCUUUGAUAUGCACUCUCUGAUUAUUUCCAGUCUUAACACAGAUGAAGGUCAUCUGGCCACUGCUGAUGAGGUCAUUAAUGAAAUAGAGCACAUGAUGCAGGAUUCCCCAAGUGAAGAGUCACCCGAGGAAGAGGAGGAAAUAUCUGAGGAAAUGGAUAGUUAUACAAAAGUGAAAGAAACUUUAAAACAUUUGCAAACAAUUACAGAAACAGAGAUGAAAAGCAUGUCAACGGCAGCUCUGAAUGAGUUACUUGCCCAAUUUGAGCUGACCAUAAAAGAGCUAUCAGAAACUCUAGUCACUGAACUAGCCUUACGUGAUGAGCUUGAAUAUGACAAGGAACUCAAGAAUCAGUUCAUCUCUCUACUGCUGACUCUUCAGAAAAAAAGACGUGAAAACAAUGUUGACAAAAAGAAGAAAAGAGUAAAAGUUAAUAAUGCAUUGGCAGAAGGUGCUGGAACAUAUCUAACUACAGUUAUUCCUUAUCACCCCUUCCUUGGACCACCGGCCUCUGAACAACUCCAAAUUUACAUUAAAAUUUUGCAGGCAAUCAAUGAAGACAGUAGCCAAGUACCAACAUUGUUGACUGACUACAUCUUGAAAGUUCUGUGCCCUACGUAGGGUAAUUGUGUUUGGCCUGCAUCACCCACUUGACAGCAAGGAGAAAAGGCUGUGUGCAUUGUUGUCAGCAGCUUCAGAAUGCCUCCUGUUUUAGUACUGCAACUGUUUGAACUGCGUCACCUCUUUUCCUUUUGUCUUUGUCGUCAUUUUUGCUGAUUUCUAUCUUAUGCUAUUCUCCUCUCUGGCCAGACUCAACAUUUACAGCCUAUUUAGCAACAAAUUUCUAUUUUGGCAUUCAUAUCCUGAUAUGCAAUUGAAGUGGGAGAUUUGUUUAGAACAAUCUACUAAAUUUGAUUAUUUAAAAACACAAUGGUGAUAAUAAUGAUAAUAGUAAGAACAACAAGCAUGCAAUAUUUUUUUUCUAUCUCUACCAUAACUGUAUAGCAGAGUUCACUUUAUAUGCCUGUAUUUUUGAAAUGAGUUAUUGCUUAAGUGAUAUGCAUUGUGCAGACCAGUAUCAUCAUCUUUUGUUUUAUUAUCUAUAUUACAUUUUGAUCCCAACAUUUUUUCUAAUUGAAUAUAAUGUUGAUAUAAACACAGAUGAUGACUUUAUCUGAUCAAUGUACACUACUCUAGAUUUCAAUUUGUGGAUUUUGUUUAAAAUUGACUCUGCAUUUCAAUGGAUGAGGUACUGCAAAGUUGCUGAUGUUAUAAACAGAAGCAAAUUUGCUAACAUUUGGAAUUGUUUAUUCCCUUCUUUUAACAUAUAUGUAUACUAUGUAAUCAAAAACAGCAGAAAAUUCUUUCUUCCAGUUAGAACACCCACCUAAAUUUAUUUUGGGAAAUUGAAGGUAGUUUUGAUUGUAAUGAUUAGUGAAAUGCAUAAACAAUUUUAUUUAUUUAUUACAGUUAAAAUAAGUUAACUGCUGUUGUCUCACUUCUUACAAGAUUAUCUUCUAUAUUUUAUGUUGCUAUAUUCCUGAAAAAAAAAAGCAUUAAUUUUUUUUUUCUCACUCCCUUUUUCUUCAGGGUCUUUUCAUUUGCUAUCUCUAUAUGUUCAUGUUGCAUUGCCUUGUCGGGAUUUCCAACCUGCCAGACUGGCACAUUCUGUAUAUUAUUCUCUAAUGUCAUACAUUUUGUAUGGUUUUAGAUUUUCCCUAUCAUUUUCGUGCAAUUUAUGCUUACUUCUCCUCUCAACUACAUCAGUCUGAUUAAUAUUUUUUGUACAACUAUAUCUAUUCAUCUUUUUCCAGUAAAGACAUUCAAAAUAUUUUAAGUGAACAAGUUAGGACUGUGCCUGUCAACCAAAAUAUACAGAUUUAUAUAGGAAGAAAAAAAAAUUAUUUAUCCACAACAGUUCUUUAUCAUUUAUAUGUUUCCUGAAUUCUUUGUACUUUUUUAUUAUCUAAGGACAUUGAAAAAGUCACCUAAGUGUGCUUGCCUUGUAUAACUCAUAGCUGGUAUGUUAUCUUGCUAUUAGAAAGCAAGUAACUACUGAUGCAUCAAAAAACUCACCAUAGAAUAGCCAUCUGUAUACAACAGAGCAUAAAAUAAAGGCUCUCUAGUCCAAGGAUGUCAAUUUAGUUUUUUAAUCAUGCUUAAAUUACAUUUUAUUUAACAGGGAAAGAGCUGAUUUUUAAAACUGCUUUGUUUCGUUUAGUUUUUGUUCACAGAAAAUAACUUAUUUUUCCUAAUAACUUUUUAUUCUAUAUUUUCACUACAUUUUAGCAAAUUUAUGUUCAUUCACAAAUUUAUUUGCAUAUACUUAUGAUAAAUCAAGAUGACCUAAUACCAUGGAGAACUGUUAAUCUAUAUUGUAAAUAACAUCCUGCCAGCUUUUUAUUCAGUGACUGAAAGAACUUUUCCUACAUAUUCUUGUUCUCUCUUCAGUAGCCAAGUUUGACCAUUUAACAAUUUUUGAAUAAGCAGUGAAAUCUAAAAAGUAAUUUAAUCUCACUUUGGUAUUGUCACUCUAGUUGCAGAGCUGGCAUUUUUCAUUGCUAUUAGAAAACCUUGAGACAUCAGCUCAGUAUCAAACCCUCAAGUAUUUGAAUAAAAGUAACCUUAGUCUGUUAGUUUUUUUUAUUAGCCAAAGUGAACAUAAGGUAGAUAAUUUAUAUGCAUAUCUGUUGUAUUUCUAAGAAUAAUCACCAAAAAUUAAAAUCAAAAUUACAUAGUAUUAGGCAGUAAUGUUUUCAGUUUAAUCAAAUUAAGAAUUAGGAUAACAUGACAGCUUAAAAUAUUCAAUAAGAAAGUGAUUUACUUUUCAAACAAGUCUUAACCCAUUUGAUACCAACCAACCUGAGACUGCCUAUGGUUCUAUAAUGCAAACUUUUGUUUUAAAGUGAUCUAAAUUAAAACCUUCUAUCAAAAUUUCCUGUUAUUUAAGUUCCUAACACCUAACAUCUUAAUGAUGACAGUUAUUUUAUUAAAUUCUUCAAUAUUUUCAAAAUUAACUGAAACAAAAGCAGUUUAUUUCAACAGAAAUAUCGUAACAAAAGGGUUAAUUCAUAACAUCUUUUAAUUGGCUUUUUUUAUUAAUUGCAGUGACAUCCAUUUUGGUUGAGUCUAUAUUUUAAUGUGCAGUGCUACUCUUGAUGAACAUUGCAUGCUUGUAACUUAUGGUUGUUUCAAUAAAUCUUACACAGCU
Messenger RNA from Octopus bimaculoides (California two-spot octopus), 4205 nucleotides. RefSeq names its product fasciculation and elongation protein zeta-2. The record is from RefSeq and is a predicted model, not a curated record. NCBI's taxonomy places the organism in Eukaryota, Metazoa, Mollusca, Cephalopoda, Octopoda, Octopodidae. Gene Ontology annotation, cellular component: cytoplasm; axon.